AUCCCUUCCCCCCUCGCUGCUGCCGCCAUUUCUCCUUCCCUCUUCUUCCUGCGGCGAAUGGCGGAGGACGAUCUAAACCAGCCGGCGUCGGAUGGCGGUGGCGGAGGAGGAGAAGGAGAAGAAGAUGCCGCCAAGGGGGAAGAGAAGGCGGCGGAAGAGGAUGCCUUCUCCUCCUCCUCCUCGUCGGAAGACGAGGAAUCCGACUACUAUUCGGAUUACUCGUCCGACGACUAUGGUGACGGUGGAGGCGAGGAGCCCGGCGAGUCCGAGGACGAGAACUCUCCGGGGGCGAACAUCCGGCGGUUCACGGAGGCUCUGGAGAGCCGCGCGAACAAGAAGCGGGAGGAGGAGGAGGAGCGGGACUACGUGUACCACGAGGACCUGUUCGACUUCCCCCGGGACCCGGAGAAGUGGCGGGAGGAGGACCUCCAAGAGCUGUGGGCGGACGCCCCCGUGGAGAUGACGGAGCCCGGGUGGGACCCCGUGUGGGCCGACGAGGAGGAGUGGGAGGUCGUCCGCCAGGAGAUGGAGGCCGGCCGCGACCCGCCCAUCGCCCCCUUCUACGUCCCCUACCGCAAGUGCUACCCGGCCAUCCCCGACAACCACUACGACAUCUCCAAUCCCAAGUCCGUCAUUGAGGAGCUCGACCGCAUCGAGGAGUUCCUCAAAUGGGUCAGCUAUGUAUUCCCGGACGGAAGCACGUAUGAAGGAACUGUCUGGGAUGAUUUGGCUCAUGGGAAAGGAGUUUAUGUUGCCGAAGAGGGACUUGUCAGGUAUGAAGGUGAAUGGCUUCAGAAUCAAAUGGAAGGUCAUGGAGUUGUUGAAGUAGACAUUCCAGAUGUAGAGCCUGUACCAGGUUCAAAGCUUGAAGCUAAAAUGCGUGCUGAAGGUAGGAUCGUAUCCAUGGAUUUUAUGACCCCAGAAGAUAGAAGAUGGCUGGAGAUGGAUGUAGAAGAUAGCUACCGCCUUUCUGGUAAUCUAAGAGAAAUUCCAUUUUAUGAAAGGGAAGAAUGGGUAAAGGUGUUCGGGCAGAAACCAGAGAAGGGUCGAUAUAGAUUUGCUGGACAGUGGAAGCAUGGGAGAAUGCAUGGCUGUGGUGUAUAUGAAGUUAAUGAACGCAUUAUUUAUGGCAGGUUCUAUUUUGGGGAACUUCUAGAAGAUUCUACGGGUUGUGAUUCUGAUGUGUCAGCGUUGCAUGCAGGUAUAGCUGAAGUAGCUGCUGCAAAGGCACGGAUGUUUAUCAACAAGCCAGAUGGAAUGGUUAGAGAAGAGCGAGGUCCCUAUGGUGAUCCUCAACAUCCAUACUUCUAUGAGGAAGAAGAUGUAUGGAUGGCUCCUGGAUUUAUCAACCAAUUUUACGAGGUUCCUGAUUACUGGAAGACAUAUGUGGAAGAGGUUGAUCAGGAAAGGGAGAUGUGGUUAAACUCAUUCUACAAAGCACCACUUAGGAUUCCUAUGCCUGCAGAGCUCGAAUAUUGGUGGUCUAAAGGUGAUGAUGAUACUGAAUUUGUUCUCGUUAACAAGGAACCUGAACCAGACCCUGCAGACCCAUCGAAGCUCAUGUAUACAGAAGAUCCUCUCAUUCUUCACACUCCUACUGGACGGCUGAUAAAUUAUGUGGAUGACGAACAAUAUGGUGUUCGCUUAUUCUGGCAACCACGUGUAGAAGAUGGGGAGGAUGUGGAUCCUGAGAAAAUUGAAUUUUUACCUCUUGGAUUUGAUGAGUUCUUUGGGCGAAGAAUGAAGGAUGCAAAGAAGGAAAGUGGAUUAAUGCGCUUGAUCACUGUAGUUGAGAAUGCAUUGAAGCCACUGUUGGAUAAAUUGGAGAAGUGGACUGAGGAGAGGAACAAAGCUAGUGACAUGAAGCAGAAGCUUAUAGAAAAGGAGCUGGAGUUCAUUGAAUCUGAGAUAUGCUUGGAAGAGGCAAUAGAAGACUUGGAAACGGUGUUAAAGAUGAAGCAAAAAGAAGAAGAGAAAAGAGCUGCAACGGGGAAGGACAGUGAUGACUUUUCUGCUUCUGCUGAUCUGGAUGACACUGACACAGAGGAUGGCGAGGAUGAUGAUGAAGAUGAAGGGGCACCGACAAGUUUCGGUACAGUGCAAGGGGAAGCUGAUAAUGAAACAAUAGCAAGUUCUACCGACGAAAGCAAACUGGGAAAGUCUCCUUUUUCUUCUCUCUCCUUGUCAUUCACCUCAUGCAGCCUGGCUUCACUUGUUCCAUCCAAGCUGCAUGGAUCCUCUCCAUCGUGGAAGAAAGGAACAUUGCCUUUUUGGUCCAAGGGUUUUGCUCAUUUAAAUCAUGAGAAAAUCAUGGAUAAUCAGGAAAAGCUUAGCUCGGUAAAAUUUUAUGGUACCAUUUUUCAAAGAACAAAUCUGAGAAUGGCACAACUACGGCCGGGUCGUUACAAGAAGAAUAGUGGCUAUUCUCAGAUGUACUCUUUAGCUCGGAUUCUUUCAGCUCAUCAAGCUCAAGAGAGUUCAAAAACGAGACAGGCCAAGGAAAGAUCAGCUGGUGCUCAUAGUUUCAAUAUAUUAUCCCUGCAUGUUCCAAUUACCGAUGAUUUCACACCAUGGUAGUACUUGAUUAUUAUCUUUUCUUCUUUUUGUUGGCGAUGUGAUCGAUCAUGCGGGGAUGAAAAGAGCUAGAGACAUUCGUUUCUUAUAUGAAAGGACAGGAGAUGAAGCAAAACUGCUUGCAGAAGUACAAAAAAAUGCAAGCAGAAUACUGAAAAGUUCAUUCCAUGUGGGAUCCUGUUGUAUGUGCACUAGGAGGAAUUGCUUGCUAACCCUCACCAUUUGCAUUCCUUUACUGGUUACAGAAAUUUUGGAACAGAUAAUAGUAGUUCUAUCAGUCAAAUAAUGUUGCAGCUUUUAUGUCUGCUGCUUGUGAUUGAGUGUUUUGAGCGUCAGGUGUUUUUGCAUGUUAGUGCGACAAAUGAUGAUGGCAUGGAUUCGAUCAGCAUGUGUUUUUUGUUUUUAUUGUUAAAUAUUCUGUUGAACUCUUGGCAGUUGAAAGUUUAGAUAUGUAUUCUGUUUUGACGUUUAGGGAAAAUCACCCGGAGAUAUCAAAAAUUCACAAUGAGGAAAAGUUUUUCUUGCAUCCAAA
Molecule: messenger RNA, 3106 nt
Organism: Phoenix dactylifera (date palm)
Lineage: Eukaryota; Viridiplantae; Streptophyta; Magnoliopsida; Arecales; Arecaceae
Product: MORN (Membrane Occupation and Recognition Nexus) repeat-containing protein
Source: RefSeq, a predicted model, not a curated record